Gadus macrocephalus (Pacific cod) is the source of this 3922-nucleotide messenger RNA. RefSeq names its product protein phosphatase, Mg2+/Mn2+ dependent 1Kb (gene ppm1kb). Bases 147 to 1385 code for a protein of 412 amino acids. Lineage: Eukaryota; Metazoa; Chordata; Actinopteri; Gadiformes; Gadidae. Gene Ontology annotation, molecular function: cation binding; protein serine/threonine phosphatase activity. The record is from RefSeq and is a predicted model, not a curated record. Gene Ontology annotation, biological process: protein dephosphorylation. The transcript has 7 exons.
ACCAAUCAUCGGACAGUGGGCGGGGCGUAGUUAUUCCAGUCGUUGUGAUUCGCGCCGUCGAGAAGCGAGACCUUGUUUGAUAACAUUGGACCACGGCGGUGUUAUCUACAUUGGCGGACGUGCCAUUAAUCUGAGUUCAACGGUAUAUGCUGGGGAAUUCCGUCCGUAACCCUACAAGUGUAACCCGGCAGAUCCUUCUCCCACAGAGCGUGCUCCAGUCCUCGGCGGUCCCUGUGAUGUCAGCAGCCUCUCUUGUGCACCUCGCGCGGUGCCGCGGGCCCCGGACGGGCUGCAGGGGCCUGCUACGACACGCCGCUUCUCCUCCGUUCGCCGCCCUCCGGGCCGCCCAGCUGCAGGCAGCCGCCUCCCGCAGACCCCUGCACACCUCCGGCCGGCGCCCCAGCAACACCCGCUUCGACCCGGACAGCAGUGGCAGCCCCACCACCUGGGACUCCUUCGGCAUCUGGGACAACCGCAUCGACGCGCCCAUCGAGCUGCCCUCCAGCAUCCGCUACGGCAAGAUCAUCCCCAAGGUCAGCCUGUCCAAGGUGGGCACGGCCUCCCUCAUCGGCCAGCGCAAGGAGAACGAGGACCGCUUCCAGCUCUCCCAGAUGACCAACAACAUCAUUUACUUUGCCGUGUUUGACGGCCACGGCGGGCCGGAGGCGGCCGACUUCUGUGACAAAUACAUGGAGAAGUACAUCAAGGACCUGGUGGUGCAGGAGAACAACCUGGAGUUGGUUCUGACCAGAGCCUUCCUGGAAGUAGACAAGGCUCUGCAGAAGCAUUUGCAUCACUCUCCAAGUGCGUCCGGGGCCAACGCGGGCUCCACGGCCACCGUGGCCCUGCUGCGCGACGGCAUAGAGCUGGUGGUGGCCAGCGUUGGGGACAGCCGCGCCAUGCUGUGCCGCAAGGGCAAGGCCCUCAAGCUCACCGACGACCACCACCCCGACAGGAAGGACGAGAAGGAGAGGAUAAAGCAGAGUGGAGGGUUUGUGACGUGGAACAGCCUGGGGCAGCCCAACGUCAACGGCAGGCUGGCCAUGACGCGCAGCAUCGGGGACUUCGACCUCAAGAACAUGGGCGUCAUCGCUCAGCCCGAAACUCGGAGAAUCAAGCUUCACCACGUCCACGAUGCCUUCCUGGCGCUGACAACGGAUGGAAUUAACUUCAGCAUGAACAGCCAGGAGAUCUGUGACGUCAUCAACCAGUGCCACAAUCCCAAAGAGGCCGCCUAUAGGAUCUCCGACCAGUCUCUGCAGUACGGCUCGGAGGACAACAGCACCAUCAUCGUGGUGCCGUUCGGCGCUUGGGGGAAGCAGAAGGGCUCCGACGCCAGCUUCUCCAUCAGCCGCAGCUUCGCGUCCAGCGGCCGCUGGGCCUAGACCCCAGACAGCCUGUUCUGAGUGCCCAGACCCCCACCCUGAGUCCCCACGCCCUGCCCAGUCCACACGGAGCAGCCGUGUGGAUGGUAAACACAGUGCAAUAUUUCUCCCCCCCCCCCCCCCCCCACACACACACACACACACAUAUACUGUAUAUAACGGAGAGCGAUGCGAGAGAGAGGGUGUGCAGGAAGCACAGAUGUUGCCUUAGGAAUACAGCAUGCUUCUGACAUGGACCAUGGUACUAAUAAUAAUCAUUAUUAUUAGCCUUGGUGUUAAACGAGAGGUGCACUAACUUAAAGACGUCCGAUUCAUUACUUUUAUUUUGGUGGAGACCACGAAUAGUGGAGAGGUCUGUUCGAAUGGGGAGCAGGUCAUUCACGUCACUGGACAAUUGCGCUGCCCUGAUUCAUUGUUGGCUAUUAAAUAUUUGGACAAUAUAGGGACAAAGGCAUGCCACCAAAAAAGUCUGUGUCUUUGUUCCACAAUAUUGCACUUUAUAUAUUUUUUUAAAUGGUAGCGUGGGUAUGGUUCUCAAGGACACCUUCUAAAAAACAAUAUGUUUAUUUUACCACUUUCUGAAAGUGUACGGUCCAUCACUUUGGGACCUGUUGUCAGUAUUUGGGCCAGAGGCUUCUAGAAAUGGACUCGGUACUGAUGCGUAGCUAGGUGAAAUGCUGUGGAGCUUUCUAACCUAUCUCCAGUAAACUCAACUUGAAGUUAUUCCACCUGAUUUGUUGGAAUUCAGUUCGAAGUGGGUUACAAUGAGUCUACUUUUUGUUUUAAUACCAUACCAAAAAGUUUUAGAAGCGACUAUCUUGUCUUUCUCGUGGCUCUACUGAAGCUCAGAUGUUACUUUGCCCUGUUAGUGAAUCAAGCUCUCGAAACAGUUUGCAGAAGGGUUGUAAAAAUCCAGAUUCUGUUGUAUGAAAUUACAACAUAUGUCAUUUUUUCCACCAGUAAUACCAUUUGCGGCAAGUUUUGCUCGGGUACAAAAAUGUACAUUUUUGUGUAUUUUUGUAAAUAUAUUUAUGUACAUUUUAUAUAAGGCUGUUUAUAAUAUUGUGAAUCUAUAAGGCCUCUUGGAAUUUCCCAUCACAAAAUUUGCACUGGUAGUUAAAUGGGAAUACAGGUGUUCUAAUGGGAGGUGUAAUGGUUUAAAUGAUUAGAUCAUCGAAGGCACUAAUGUCCACCACACAUUAUGAUGCAGAAACUGACCUCAACCGCGCUGGUCUUCUGUGGGACGGACGUUCUUAUCAGGGGCUUCGUCUUCACACGUCCUCGUCGGUACUUGUAGAGUUGUGGGAAGUCAUAAUACACUUUCAAUAAUAUUACAUUUGAUUCAUUUUGACCUUACCAAGACACACUUUAUGACCUAAAAUGCAAAUGUGAGGGCAAAAAUAACAAUCAAAUAUCAAUAGUUAAAAAGUCCCAUUUUAAAAAGCAUACAAAUUAAAUGGUGGUAAUCUGUGGUUUAUCACACGCAGUCUCAGCAGGUGAACACACGUUAGAAAAGGAUGAUGAUUAAAUCAUCGGGAUUGCAAUAUAUCAGUUGUAGUUGUCUCUGCAAGAAUCAGUUUCCCAUUCUUGCAGAGAAACAAUUUUCAAUUGAGGUAUUGCUAAAUAGUCCUAUUUGGGCCUAUUUAGCAUAAUAAAAAGCAGAAGUAUACAUUUUGGAGGAAGAAAUUUCAUAAAACUAGGGAGCGUGAAGUGAGACCAACGGUUACCCAUUCUGAUGGUUAACCGUUGGGAGCUAACCUUACUGCUCAAUUUCUCUGCCAAAGCAGCCUGGGGAAUCAAACUGAACCGUCACAGCCCUUACUGUUAGGCUUGCGUGCAUACGAAAGGCCAACAUCGUCAUUAUGCAUGUAUAUCCACACAUGUACAAAUCAGCAAUUUGCCCUGUCCGCUUUCCCAUCUUUCACGUUGGCACCGCAAGCACACCUCAAAACAUAACAAUCUAUGUUCUUUCAAUAUACUUGCAUAGCCAAGAGCCAUAUCUGACUCAUGAAUGUUUGACAAUGACUCAAAUCUGUAUCAAUGAGAAAUGUGAACAAAAGGGAGAGGAUGGGGUCUUUCAUGUUCUUAAGGCAACCCUUUUUGAUUGAAGGAGGAUCAAUUUGUCAAAUAUACUAUGUAUCUUCGGUCUACGUUCACUAUGUAUUUAGUGUUUUAAUGUUCUUCCUAUUUAAAGUUUUGCAGUGAUUUUUGUAGUUUAGUAUUUUUUAUUUUAUUGUGUUUGUGUGUCAUCCUUAAACGUAUCCAUAAACUUUAUGUACAUAUAAUAUUCCUCAUUCCAAUAUCGACAAAAAACAAUAAUAUGGACCCCUGUCAGUCCUUCACACAGUUAACUAAUAUUAUUUAUGUAUAGUUCUAAAUACUGCUGGGAAAUUAUUGAAGCUAUGUGGACCUACCCUUUAUCCUUCCUGACUGUACAACAGUUCUCUAGAUACUGACAUUGUUUGCUGGCUUAAUUAAUUCUGAUACUUAUUGAGCCUUGUCAUACAUUGAAAACUAAACAAUAAAAAUCUGAAAAU